Messenger RNA from Cyphellophora attinorum, 1029 nucleotides. RefSeq names its product DNA excision repair protein ckn1. NCBI's taxonomy places the organism in Eukaryota, Fungi, Ascomycota, Eurotiomycetes, Chaetothyriales, Cyphellophoraceae. The record is from RefSeq and is a predicted model, not a curated record. Gene Ontology annotation, molecular function: protein binding. Gene Ontology annotation, biological process: protein polyubiquitination; transcription-coupled nucleotide-excision repair; proteasome-mediated ubiquitin-dependent protein catabolic process. Bases 1 to 1029 code for a protein of 342 amino acids. The transcript has a single exon. Gene Ontology annotation, cellular component: nucleotide-excision repair complex; Cul4A-RING E3 ubiquitin ligase complex.
AUGCUCACGUCCAUCACUCCGACAUCCCUUCAGCCAGUCCACUCGUUCAAUCUCGACCAUGCCGUCCAUACUCACGCGAUCUCUCCCAUACCCAGUACUUCCCCUCUCGUGGCCGCCGGCACUUCUCACCCGACGAUCAGACUGCUGGAUCUGCGCUCCGGCCUAGCGACCCACUCACUCGCGGGACACAACGGCGCCGUGUAUGCUCUGGCCUGGUCGCCAAUCGACGAACAUAUACUCGCUUCCGGCGCCACCGAUGGCCGAGUCUUCUUCUUCGACAUACGCCGCGCCAACGCCGUCUUUGCAUCCCUUGACCUCGACGACGCCAUCGGCGUAUCCCUCAAGGACCGCAACCGCUUGGGCGGGAGGACAGGCGAGCUUCUCAAUUUCUCAGCACAGGCUCAUUCUGGACCUGUGACCAGUGUGCAAUGGACGUCUCAUCCACACGACAAGAUCGUCACCGCAGGCCAUGAUCAACGAAUCCGAGUCUGGGACGCGGCCAGUGGGAGAAACGAGCUCGUUCACUUUGGGCCGCGGCUGAAGAAUGCGCGUAUGGGCAAUUUUGGGCCUCUGCUAGCUUCCGCUGGGUACUGUAGUAAGCCCGUCAAUGAAGUCCUCCUUUGGGCAAAUGAUGAUUCGAAAGGCGACAUCAGCGUGUUUGGGCUAAGAGAAGGCGAUGUGAGGGGCACGAAGCAGACGGGUGGCGUGCUCAAGGGUAGGGUUGCGAAAGAAAGUGAAGGAGAUCGGUUGAGGGGUAGAGGAAGGAUCAAUGCUAUGGUCUGGAGGGAGGGCGACGACAGUCAGGCGAAGAAUGGGCUCGAGAUGUUGUCGGCGCAUGGUGAUGGGACUGUGGGAGUUUGGCGAGUCCCGGAGCUUGAUGGAUCAGUAGACGUAGGUGUAGGUGUAUUGAAGGCAGCCAACGGCGAGGAGGACGUGAAUGCGGAUGAGGAGGAUGAUGAGAGGCCGAAGAAGAAGCGAAAGAAGCAAGACUUCAAUGCCCUGGUCGAAGGAUUGACCAAAAUGAAAUGA